This is a messenger RNA of Penicillium expansum, 549 nucleotides long. RefSeq lists its product as uncharacterized. The transcript has a single exon. The record is from RefSeq and is a predicted model, not a curated record. NCBI's taxonomy places the organism in Eukaryota, Fungi, Ascomycota, Eurotiomycetes, Eurotiales, Aspergillaceae. The coding region runs from base 1 to 549 and encodes 182 amino acids.
AUGACGUUGAUCAAACCUUUUCUCCUAGCGAUAAUGCUUUCUAUUGCUUCGAACGCUGCAGGAACCAGCUGCCCAGUAGGCUGGCUCCCAAACACCUUUCACGGCACAAAAUGCUGCCCCGGCACUAUGGUCAUCGACGAAGAAGGCGCCUACUGCUGCGUCAAUGAUAUGAGGGCUUACAUAGAGGCACUCACCGACACAGCCGAACUAUAUGCUACCGCCACGACGACUGGCGACACUAACUGGUCCACAGUGGAUAACUCUUGCAUCGCGGAGGUCCGCUUCACGGCCACCGACUACUCGGCCCAGGUCUCGUCGGCGUCGAGCAAAGCCGAGGCUACCCCCACCAAUGAUUCAACCAACGAGGUCACCUCCACCAGUGCCACGACUUCUAGGACUACCUCUGGUGCGAUCUCGCAGACUUCAAAUUUCACUCCGACUCUCACUUCGACUCCGACUCCUACUUCGAAUGCGGCUAUGCCGCUAGCUACGGCCAAAGAUAUUAUGCGGAGUGGUGCUGUAUUUGCUGCUGCCUUUUUCAUGCUCUGA